Myotis daubentonii (Daubenton's bat) is the source of this 5700-nucleotide messenger RNA. It is a transcript of the gene CBARP, whose product is annotated as CACN subunit beta associated regulatory protein. Gene Ontology annotation, biological process: negative regulation of calcium ion-dependent exocytosis; negative regulation of voltage-gated calcium channel activity. The record is from RefSeq and is a predicted model, not a curated record. Gene Ontology annotation, cellular component: plasma membrane; secretory granule. Gene Ontology annotation, molecular function: transmembrane transporter binding. NCBI's taxonomy places the organism in Eukaryota, Metazoa, Chordata, Mammalia, Chiroptera, Vespertilionidae.
GGGGUGGAGACGACGGUUACAAGGUUCUGCAUGCGGAGGAUCAAAAGCCUGCGCGGAGGAGACACUUAAGUUGAAUUCAAGAUUUAGGGAGCGCUAAUUGAAUGCCAGGAGCUGAGACAUUAGAGAAAUACCACGAUUCUACCUCUGGUGUGGGGGUCGGGGGCGUUUUACAGACGUUCAACGUUAGAAGAAAACAAAUAAUUUUUUUAAAGGAGCAAAAGACUGUGUGGGGCGGUGAUGAGUCAGGCUGAAACUGAGGCAGAAAUCCCGGAAAAAGCAUCCUCAGGCUGAGAGUCCAGUGCAAGCCAGCGCCAGGGAUGCGAGCACGGCUUGGCUGCAAUCCCUGCGAGCGCCACGAGACGGCGCCCCCGUGUCCGGAGAUGCUGUCGUCGCGACCCCGCCCGACCGUCGCCCCCGCAAGCCGCUGACGCACUGGCGCGUGUGCGGUAGGCCGGGGGCUCCGCUGACGUCACCGCGGCCUGCGCAGCCUCGCUUGCGGCGCUGACGUCACCGCUCCGCCCCCGCGAUCAUGCAGGCAGGUCGGGGAACAAGGCCGAGCCUCCCACCCCCCCUACCUUGGGCUCUGGGAAAACGUGGGGUCCGGGCUGAGCUCUAAGGGCCUUUGUUGUGGAGCUGAGGGAUGCAAGACGCAGGGGUGUCACACCUGGGCCAGAGGCACCUGCUGCAGAGGCUCCCCGGUCUCAGGGGUUGCAUGAGUCCUAGCGUCCAGCAGUGUUCGGGCUGGCGCUGUGGCUGCGCCCCUGCCUCCCAGCAUCCAGGCCGAAAACCCCCUCCGGGUUCGGGGGGCGGGGAGGGACGGGGUACGUGUGCUUUGGGAAGCCCUACUCACAUGUCUAGGGGUGUGGUGCGUCAUGUGUGUAGCCCUACCUCUCCUGGACACCCAGGCCCCAUAGGGAGGCUUCGUCUACCUAAUGCGCUGCUCCUACCCAUGCACUCGAAGACUUUUCAAUCCCUAUUCCAGCGUGGCCCAUGGGGAAAGGCACCCCCUGUAACUCAGCUCCCACACCUGGGGUUACCCUGGAAUACCCUAAUAGACCCAUUGACAAGGCCCGUCCGCUCAGCUUGGCCCCUGUGGCCACCGUCAUUCGUUUGGACGGUCCCAGCCUCCUUCCCUAGCCUCACCACUGAGCCCUUCUCCACACACACAGCCAGAGGGACCAUGUUAUUCCCCUACUAGGAACCACGAGAUGGUUUCCCCUGCUUCCUCAAACAUACGGAUCUUCUGCAAACACACUUUUCCACCUCAGGGCCUUUGCACAUGCCAUCCCUACUCACCUGGAGCCAGCUUUCCUUGGUAUUGAUCUACGUGGCUGCCCCUUGCUCUCCUGUGGUGGCAUCACCCUUUCAUCCAGUUAGUAAGCUGUUCCCUCGUGGGUACCAGCCCUGGGGACUCAGCCCUGAGUGAGCUCCUGCUCUUGGAGCUCAUCUGUAGUGGGGGCAGGGUUGAGCAGGGACACAACACACCGGCGCUAGUAAGGUAGAGGUCCACAGCGAGAACAACCAGCAGCAAGCAGGGCACAGGAGUGUAAAGUGGUGGUUGCUAUGUUAGCAGACAGCCAAGAGGAGAGGCAUGGAGGCUUUGCUGUUGGGAAGUGUUGAAGGGGUGAGGAAGGCUUCUUGCGGCUGAGCUGGGGAGGGGGGUCUUGCCUCGCACCUGCGAGUGCAAAUGCCUGGAGCCUGAACUUGGGCAUCACCGAGCAGUGUGGGCUUUCUAUGGAGACGGGGUGUCGUGAUGGGGUGUGGUUGGGAUGGAGCCAGGACAGGGAGGAUGACAGAAUGGUAGCCUGAGCAUCUAGAAGGCAUGAUUUUUCGGAAAGAGAAAAGGGGGAGCAGCUUUCGGGUUUGCCAGGUGUGGGGAUUCUGCAGGGUAGUUCUGAUGUCACCGGCGCUGGGCAGGCCCUGGUGGCACUCAGGACAGGCUGUGUUCUAUGAUCUUUGUGGGUCCCGACAAGGCAGGGCGCACGGAGACCCCUGACAGUGCUGCCCUCACACGGAAACAAAGGGAGGACAGCGAAACCUCCGGGCUGUGUCCCUCGGGGGACCCCCGACUCGGGGAAGGUAAGGAGGGGGAGUCUAUGCACCCCAGUAUCCCGGGUUGUGGGGAGUCGUGCAUCUCAGCACGCCCCCACCCCGCCUUUCAGGACUCAGGGAGGGGUCGAGAAGUCGUGCUGCAGGGCGUGGGGGCGGAGAUCAGCGGCCGCGGGAGAGGGCGGCUCCGCCUGGGGAGGGGGCAACCGGGAGCGCAAGCUCCGCCCCCCGCCCGCGCCGGAAGGGAAGGGGAGGCGGUGGCCAGUGCGGACCGAGCUAAACGCAGCGGCGAGCGCGGUGGGGGCUGCCGGCCACGACCCGGCGGCACCCAGCGGGUGGGAGCGGGCUCCUGGCCAACGCGGUCACGUGAGCGGUCCCUCCUCUCUCGCCUGCCUCCCCCGCGCACCGGGCUCUCCAUUCAUAAAUUCUCCUCCUUCUCCGCGGCCACCGGGCGCCGGAGCCCGCCGGGAGCGCCGCGAAGCCGCCCGCCCGCCGCCCAUGGGCCGUGCGCCCCGAGACUGAGGGUCCUUCUCACCUCAAAAUGCAGCCCACGGCCACCAUGGCCAUGACUGCCACCACCGCCACCACGGCCACCCUGACCACGACGUGGGACAAUACCACAGGCCGCCCCACUGUGGAGCCUGACCCGGUCUUGGACAACUAUAUGCUGGUGGUGGUGGUGAUGUCGCUCUUUGUCGGGGGAACCCUCGUGGUGCUGUCUGGUGUGUUGCUCCUGUGCAGGCGCUGCUGGGAAGUCCACCAGGGCUUCAACAGAGCCACGGAGGAGGCAGAGAAGACAACCACCACCUACCUGGACACCAGCUCCCACCCAGUCCAAGACCCUGAAUUGCGGGGGGAGGACCUCGAGGGCCAGGAUGCAGAGACCGAGCGCUUCCUGUCCACCAGCUCUACCGGCCGCCGCGUGUCCUUCAAUGAGGCCGCCCUGUUUGAGCAGAGCCGGAAGGCGCAGGACAAGGGCCGAAGGUAUACCCUGACAGAAGGGGACUUCCACCACCUGAAGAACGCUCGCCUCACCCACCUGCACCUGCCGCCCCUCAAGAUUGUCACCAUCCAUGAGUGUGACUCCAGCGAAGCCAGUGCAACCGCCAUGCCUCACCCCUCAGUGCCUCCCAAGGCCAGCCUUGCCAUAUUCCAGCCCCCGGGGAAGGCCCUCACUGGCCGCUCCGUGGGCCCCAGCUCCGCCUUGCCAGGUGACCCCUACAACCCUUCCACGGGCCCUGCUGACUUCGAGAUCAGCUCCUCCUCAUCCAGUGACUCCGGGGAAGGCACCUCGCUGGAUGCGGCUGCCAGGAGCACCAAGCCUGGUGGGCUGGGGGCCUCUGCAGGGCCCCGGGAGGCUGGCCCAGGCUCUGGGGCAGGCCCAGUCCUGCAGUUCUUCACCCGCCUGAGGCGCCACGCCAGUUUGGAUGGGGCCAGCCCCUACUUCAAGGUCAAGAAAUGGAAGCUGGAGCCCAGCCAGCGGGCAUCAAGUCUGGACACAAGAGGCUCCCCCAAGCGGCAUCACUUCCAGCGACAGCGAGCAGCCAGCGAGAGCAUGGAGCAGGAGGAGGGGGACACCCCUCACACGGACUUCAUCCAGUACAUUGCCAGCACAGGCGCUGCUAUGACCUUCCCGCCCCCCUGCCCCUUUCUGGCCAGCCCCACCAGCCCGUCCCCCGCUCUCGGCAGGCUAGAGGUGGAGGAGGAGGAGGCAGGCGCCGCGGGAGGAGUGAACCCCGAGCCCCCCUGGGAGCGCAGCAUAGGUGGUGCGGGGCCUGACCAGCAGCAGGAGUCAGACAGUGAGCGGGAUGCGGGGCUGGAGCACACCCAGACCAUCUACCGCGACAUCUGGAGCCUCCGUGCCUCGCUUGAGCUGCACGCGGCCACCGCCUCAGACCACAGCAGCAAUGACCGCGACUCGGUGCGCAGCGGCGACAGCUCUGGCUCAGGGGGCACAGCGCCCGCCUUCCCACCGCCCUCACCGCCACCCACGCUGCGGCCUUCGGACAGUGAGGUGGGAGGGCCGCGCAAGCUGCUGCAGAUGGACAGUGGCUAUGCCAGCAUCGAGGGGCGCAGCACGGGCGACGAUGGGCCUCCCAGUGGGCCCGAGAAGCACUCCUCCUUCUCUAGUGUGGGCCAUCCAACUACCGUGGGGGGCAGCUUUGAUGGGACACCAGCAGAGGAGUUCCCCUGGCCCCGCAGCCCGCGCGCCUGGCCCCGCCGCACACCACGACGGGACUACAGUGUGGAUGAGAAGACUGAUGCGCUCUUCCAUGAGUUCCUGCGCCACGACCCACACUUUGACGACGCCCCGCCCAGCACUGCACGCCAUCGAGCUCGUGCGCACCCACACACCCACAUGCGCAAGCAGUGGCAGCAGCGCGGCCGGCAGCACAGUGACCCUGGCGAGCGCACUGCGCCUUCUGCACCGCCUGGGCCGGAACCCCGCCCCGCGCGCGCGCCUCUGCGCCGGGGGGACAGCGUCGACUGUCCAACAGACAGCCGUACAGGCGAAGACCCGGCCGGCCCUCCAGCGCCCACCAUCCCUGCCAUCGAAGAGGAGCCUGGCGGUGGGUGCCCAGGAUCAGGCCUGUGUGCCCGACCCUCAGGGGCACUGCUGGACAAGCUGGCAACUGGCCUCGAGGACAGACUCUUAUUGCCACACCUCACCCAGCCCAUUGCCGCAGCCCCCACGCUGGCCACUGCCACCGCAGCACCCACGUCCCCGGACCACAGUCCAGCCUAAGCCCCUUGACCCAUUCUCCAUUUCCUAUUGCGUGCACAAGGCCUCUACAGCCGUUCCUACCAGUGGCGUGAGGACCUGAUGCGUGUGCGCUGAGACCACGGGUUCUAAGGCACAAGCGUACUGCCCCUGGCUCCACGCUGCCGCAGUGCGCCUGUGCACAGCUCUCUCCAGUCACUAAGCUGGUUCCCGCGUCAUUCCAAGGCACAAGCACCCUGGCUUAUCUGGAGGGAGCCAGGCGUAUUCUAAUCUGUGCUCCUGAGGAACAGUCACACGUCCUUACCCCAGUAUAGCCUCUGGAUGGUGGUAGGGCUUUCGUUGGAAGGAUAGGUCUUAACUGCAUCCAAGAGGGACAGUGCAGCUGGACUGUGUAAGGCGCAUGUGCAGAGCGCCCCUCCCAGGGCCAACUGAGCUUCUAGGCAUAUUUGGUGUGCAGUUGCAGAGUCCAUGCCAGGGCGCAUGCGUCAAGCCCGCUGGAACAUGGACUUCAGGUUGCUGAGGAUGGGUGAAGAGUGCACUGGCAUGGCUGCCAAUUCCCCAAAGCCGUUACCUCACUGGGGCGUGUGUUCCCUGAGUUCACUGCAGUCCAAGCCUCCUCCAAGCAAUAACCACGCCCACCGCUGCUGCUGCCCCAGCCCUGGAAGACUCCUCCCUCUGCCCUCCCCAUGUGAGUGGCCUGCCAGCCCCACAGCCACACAUCCAAAGAGCCCCAAGACUCAUUAGUGUUUUGAGACUUACACAAAACCCAAUCGGCCAAGGUUUCAAGUUUCCCAAGCUUUAUUUAUUGCCAAAAGAUGGGGCAGCUGAGCCACCCCGCCCCAUCCCUCAAAGCUUCCUGCAGUCUGUGUACCAUACAGUGAUGGAGUUUCUUGUUGUUUUCAUGGUUGAUUAUAAAUAUUUACUGCAUA